AUGGCUUUGGAACAGAGGGCUCUUACAAUUGUCAUUGUCAAUUUUGUAUUUCUGGGACUAUCGACCAUUACAUUAGCAUUGCGAUGCUUUGUUCGGGUAACGCGUGAAGCAUUCGGCUUGGACGAUUGGAUGAUAGUGGUGGGAUGGAUCAUGUUCGUGGUGAAUGUCUCCAUGUCGACGAUGUCCGCAAAAUAUGGCCUGGGUGUUCAUAAUCUUACUAUUACUGCCGCAGAGAUGGAGCCUGCAGUCAAGUACUUUACUAUCUUUCAACUUUUCACCUUGACAGGCACAUUGCCAGUCAAAGCUAGCAUCUGCAUCUCCCUAAUGCGCAUAACACCGAGCCUGACCUACAGAAAAAUCCUCUACGCAAUCAUGGCAGGGUCCGUAGCGACAGUCCUCAUUUCCGACAUCGCUGUUAUUGUAACAUGUCGACCUAUGGCAUUCACCUGGGACAAAACUAUUCCCGAUGGGAAAUGUAGCAGUAUCAAUGCUAUCCUCAUCCUAAGCUAUUGUUUCUCGGCCAUGAACAUCAUCACCGACUGGUCUACUGCUAUUAUCCCCGCAUUCAUAGUAUGGAACUUGAAACUCUCUCCCAGAAUCAAAGUCGCCAUCAGUGUUCUCUUAGGAAUGGGUAUGUUCGCUAGCAUAGCAACGAUAAUUCGUGUCAAAUAUUUUCCCAACUAUGCAAAAGCAGUUGACUAUCUUUAUGGCGUGGCUCCCAUCGUCUGGUGGUCUACCAUUGAAAUCGGUUUAGGAAUAGUAGCAGCAUGUCUCAGUGCUCUUAGACCAUUACUCCGUUUUGCUUUAGGAAACGGUUCUUACGGCCCCUCAGACGAUAGACCCAGUCCUCCAACUAUUGCAACACCUCAUAAAAAAGGCUACAUGAAAGCUCGCGCCAUCAAAUUACGGAAUAUUGAAGACGGUCUUGCAACGACGAUGAUUACAGGAGCUGGGAACGACACUGCAGAUAAUUAUAAUGAAAGCAUAAAUGCUAGCGAUGGGGAUAAGAGUAGUCAAAGGGGGAUAUUACAGCAUAUUCCAGAGCAUCCCGAAUUGAAGUGUACUGGGAAGGAAGUAGGUAUUUUGGUUACGCAAAGUUAUAAGAUUGAGGAUGAGGCCACUGAAGACAAUGUCUCUAAAGAUAGAGGUUGUAAAUAUAAUGGUACAAUGGGUCAAGGGAACGAACAAUACAGGGUCUAG
Messenger RNA from Botrytis porri, 1200 nucleotides. RefSeq lists its product as uncharacterized. Lineage: Eukaryota; Fungi; Ascomycota; Leotiomycetes; Helotiales; Sclerotiniaceae. Bases 1 to 1200 code for a protein of 399 amino acids. The record is from RefSeq and is a predicted model, not a curated record. The transcript has 3 exons.